Molecule: messenger RNA, 477 nt
Organism: Orbilia oligospora ATCC 24927
Lineage: Eukaryota; Fungi; Ascomycota; Orbiliomycetes; Orbiliales; Orbiliaceae
Exons: 2
Coding region: 1-477 (158 amino acids)
Biological process (GO): actin cortical patch localization
Cellular component (GO): plasma membrane
Source: RefSeq, a predicted model, not a curated record
AUGGAGGCGACCGACGAUGACACGCUCUACGACUUGGAGAGCAAUGGCCGAGGCAGUGAGUCUGGAAUUAGUAUGCCAACCAGUACUUCUGAGGAGAGCAGUGCCCAGCGAACGAGCUACCAGUCCCAGCAGUCCCAUCAGUCCCAUCAAUCUCAGCAAUCUCAAAGAUCCAACAUGGAGUUACAGCAACCAUUACAUGUCGACUACAUUCUCGUCGCCGAAUUCUCAAUUGACAAAGGGCCGACGAUGGAAUACCAGUAUCCAGCGCCAAUAAGUGGUGAUGAGCACAUGUUAGCGGAACUAAUGUUACCAGAUCAAACGCACCGACGGAACCAGGAUUGGACGGUAUUCUUCCUUCAUAAAGAAGAAGAAGAGACAGAAGACGAUCCGGGCCAGCAACCUCUAAUCUAUGUUCUUAAUCUUGUCAAUACAAAACGUGACAACCGAAUAAAGAGGCAUGAGACAUUUUCCUGGUAG